Molecule: messenger RNA, 1725 nt
Organism: Dovyalis caffra
Lineage: Eukaryota; Viridiplantae; Streptophyta; Magnoliopsida; Malpighiales; Salicaceae
Source: the annotation of a GenBank genome assembly
AUGAAUCGUAGUUUUAGGGCACAGGACUCGCAAAUGCAAAUGCAAGCAGCAGUGGUGAAGCAAAGGCAACAAUUAAGAGCCACAAUGAUGAAAGAAAAAGAAGAAGAGCUCGCUUUGUUUUUAGAAAUGAAGAAGCGUGAAAAGGAGCAGAAUAAUUUGUUUUUAAUUAACAACACUGAAGAAUUUGAUGCUCCGUUAGGGUCAAAGCAUGGAACUUCUCCUAUAUUUCAUAUUUCGUCUUCGACGCCUGCAAGGAAAACAGGAGCUGAUGAUUUUCUCAACUCCGAGAAUGAUAAAAAUGACUAUGACUGGCUCCUAACGCCUCCCGGCACCCCUCUUUUUCCAUCUUUGGAGAUGGAAUCACAAAAGACCAUUAUGAGUCAGAUUGGUACUCCAAAGGCCCGCCCGACUGCUCUGAAAUCUAGACUAGCUAACCCUCAGCCAGAGCCUGUGGCAAGGGGCAACCUGGUAUCUAAACAAUCAGCUUCCUCCCCUGGGUUGAACUCUUCAGGUGUAGCAAUGCGCAGGCCCUCAUCAUCAGGUGGUCCAGGAUCUAGGCCUUCAACGCCAACCGGACGCACCACAGUGACUACAGGUUCUAAACCUUCAAGAUCAUCAACACCUACCUCUCGAGCCACCCUGUCCUCAUCUAAGUCCACAGUUUCUGCAUCUAAGCUGAAUGUAUCUGCAGCUAAAUCGACUGCUUCUACAAUGAGGUCCACAGUUCCUGCAAGAUCCUUAACACCAUCAAGGUCUACAGCACGAUCUUCAACCCCAACUGCAAGGUCCUCUGCACCUCCGUCCAAGUCUACGUCAAGGGCAGCAACCCCAACUCGACGACCAUCUACUCCAUCAAGUUCACCUAGCCUGUCUGCACCUCCUGUUAAGUCAUCAUCAUCAGUUUCCAGGUCAGCUCCUACAAUUACCAAGUCAGCUCCUACAGUUACCAAGUCAGCUUCCACAGUUGCUAGAAAUCCUACACCAUCACGUGGCUCUUCUCCAACUGUGAAAUCUAGGCCAUGGAAGCCCUCAGAGAUGCCUGGUUUUUCACUUGAUGCUCCACCAAAUUUAAGAACUUCAGUACCGGAACGGCCCCUUUCAGCCACUAGGGGUAGGCCUGGAGCACCCAGUGCCCGAUCUUCCUCUGUUGAGCCUGCUCCUAAUGGACGACCAAGACGGCAAUCAUGCUCUCCAUCAAGAGGACGAGCUGCCAAUGGCAUUAUGCACCCCAGUGGAAGUUCUGUUCCUGCAUUUAGUCGUGGGCAUUCUAAAAUUAAUGAUAAUGUUAGCCCUGUUGUUAUUGGAAACAAAAUGGUUGAGAGAGUGAUAAAUAUGCGAAAAUUGGCACCUCCCAAGCAAGAUGACAAACACUCUCCUCGUGGUAAUCUGACUGGGAAGUCUUCAUCUCCAGACAGCUCGGGCUUUGGAAGAACACUCUCAAAGAAAUCUUUGGAUAUGGCCAUAAGGCACAUGGACAUAAGGCGCACGAUUCCUGGUAAUUUACGGCCUUUGAUGACUAAUAUCCCAGCAUCUUCAAUGUACAGUGUGAGAUCAGGGCCUGCAAGAAGCAGGACAGCUAGUGUUUCAGACUCCCCUCUUGCAACGAGCAGCAAUGCUAGUUCAGAAGUGAGCGUCAACAACAAUGGUCUUUGUUUGGAUGGGAUUGAAUUAGAAGAUGAUAUUGGCACUGAGAGAGGUGGCCGGUCCCCUCUACGAGGCAGAUGA